CGGUCCAUACUGGUACGUCGUGAGAGCAGUGUCAGUCGUGUUUGCUUCGUGCUAACGUGAAUUUUCAUCAUCUCGUACUACCUAUCGAACCGUGUUAUGUGCUUUAAUUUGGUUUGUUGAAAUAAUAUUCUUUUAUUUUCUUUCUUAUCUCUUUUUUAUCAUCCAAAAUAUUACUUUUAUCAGUGACAAGUUUUUUUUAACACUUUGUUUUAUUUACGACGGUUUUAGAAGAUAAAAGUAAAGUUUUGAUAGUAAUUAUUAGGUUAUUUUAUUUGUGGAUAAGGUUAGAGAAGAACACUACUCUGCAGUGUGAGAAUUUAAUGUAGGGCAAAAAAAAAAAAAAAAACAGAGAAGAACAGACGAGUUCUAUUGAGAAAUGCAAGCAAUUCCCCACCGACUGGGAUUACUUCGCAGCACGUGACCUGAAAUUUCUUGAUCAACAGAAAUCCAAUUAGCUGAUUAGGGGAGCGCGAAUGGACACUGGGAAUCGGCUUCAACAAAAGCGAGUCAAUAAAAAUUCCGCUAUAACUAAACUCGCUUUGAGAAAAAUAACAAUGUAAGCAAGUUAAUAGCCGGAAAAACACUCAAAUUCAAAUGGAUUUCAGUGACGACCAAUCGUUCAGUUAAAAAAAUAACCAAAAAAUAACAGUGAGUGAAUAUAAAUACAAAAAUAAAAAAACAAAAUUCAGAAUAACAAAACGAGAAAUCAGCAGUAAUAAUGAUAAAGUACAAAGAGAAAUAUGUGAUAAAUUUAUUUAUCACGUUAUGGCAUCAGAAAUUGAUGAAAAUACAGUAAGCCAAGCGCUUGGACACAUUCUGUUAAAUAUCUUAGACAUUUAUAUAGUUAUCAGAACAAGAACAAGAAGAAGAAGAACAACAACAACAACAACAGCUGCUGCUAUAACUGAUGGUAUAAUUCCACAGAGUUACCGAAGCUCGCGAAGAACUCGUAAUAUCAGUGACGUCGUAGUUCGAGAAGCAUUAGUAUCAUCGCCAGCUUCAGAAUCGUCACCACCAACCAGUACCGGUAUAAGCGAAAUCCCGAGUCAGAACAGGAGGAGGAGCAAGAGUAGUCGUAGAAGUAGGAGUAGCAGAAGCAUGGUUGCGGUGACGAUUAGCGAUAGCGUGACAAUUCCAACUAAUCCGUCCAUGGCCUUAAACAGUACUGGGGUGGUUACGAGCUCCACCACCACCGGGAGCACCACUACCGCCGCUAAGCCCGACCAACACAUCUACAAUUCCACGAAUUACCUCUCUGAGCAGGAUGACCUGGAAUACAGUAUACUGGCGGCUUUUUCCGACAUGAAAACAGUAUUUUUAGCGUGUAUUUGCACGUUAUUACCGCUGAUGAUCGCCCUAGCAAUAGCGUUCGGAUUAAGACAUGCAUGGAGGAAAUAUAGACUCAGAAGAAAUGGAACGAGUGAUUUACCGUGGUAUCGCGGGGUUUGUUCACGCGAUGAUACCGCAGAAUCGCUUCAUCACAGACCCCAUCGAAAUAGUAUCAGCAUCCAGCCUGCAACGAGGAUUUUAUCCGCGCAAGAUUUGGUGAAUGGUCUCAAUGGACCAAGGUAUAUCUGUGAGACGGAAGUAAUGGAAGAAGUGGCUCUCGCAGCUGGUAACGGGGAGUUUGCAUCUCCUGGGAAUCACACCAGCAAAAACGCCAACGGCAACAUCAUCACCCUCACACUAAAGAAUAACCACAUCAUCGUGGAGACGGAAGAACGCGCUAUGGCAAUGAGUGAUAAUUCGUUUGUGGUUGAAGUGCAGCCUAAAUACUUGAAGGACGAUGUGGAUAUUAAUACUGGGUCUAUUGAUGAUAUUACGGGGAGAGUUACUGAUCAGCAAGCACUGGUUCAUCGAGAAGAAAUCCCUGAGGAUCGUUCUUUAGAGUUCAAUACAACAAAGUUAUUUGGUAGUAUCAACACAGGAUUAUCUCAAUCGGAUCUCUCAAUAGCCAGUCGUGGCUCGGUAAACCACAGUUACCGCUAUGGGAAUCAAAUGGAAUACGAUGCUGCCCAGUUAGGAUAUAUGUAUGAAGGCAGUAAUUACAUGAAUGACCUCGUGUCUCGGGACUUAGAAGGCGUAUCCAAGUGGGUGGAAUUCGAUAAAUCACCUGACACCGAGAAAACACUCUUAAACGAGUGCGACAACUCGAACCUGGACAAAGACAGCAAUGAAUACAAAAAAUUAAACAAUCUCGACAGCUCGUUAGACUCGAAUUCAUCUCUGGAGCAUCAAGAUUCAACAGACGCGAGUAAUUCAACUGACACCGUCAGAUCAAAUCCAAAUUUGCAAGUUAACGGUGCCACUCCAAAUAAACUCGAGAGUAUGGAGCGUAAAAGUUUGAUCGGAGAUUACGAUAAACUCGAGCAUAGCCACCAGACUUGUAAUAACAGCAAGCCAAUAAUCACCGGGGCGCUUUUCAAAGAUGAUAUACACGAGGAUAUUAAAUUAUCAGUAAAUGAUAAUAAUAUAAAUAACAAAUUUGGUAACGUUACUCUAUUAUCUCCUUCAGAGUUGAAUAAAAAUUUAAAAACUGUCUGCGGUGACCAGAAACCCGAGGGCAGUGUUUUCGUGCCCUGUCAUAAACGUACCAACAGCAUUCCACCCCGACUCAUCGAGGACACCCUCGAUAUCGAUCGCAAGAAAGGUAUCGACAUAUACAGUCAAUUAAAGACUAGUAUACUCCCAGGUUUAACUCCCAAGUUUGAAUUAUUACAAAAUGAAGUUAGUCCAAUUGACGAGAAAGAAAGUUAAUCCCUGAUAAAAAUGAGGGAUUUUUAUAGUAAUCGUUGCAUUCAUAAGUAUUAGUAAUAAGUAAAAAUAAUAAUAAUAACUAUUUACAAUAUUAAUUAUAGGGAUAAUAAGAGUAAUAAUAGUAAUACAUAAAAUAUCCAACGAACGAUAACACAAAUUUGUAUUAUAAAUAUUUGACACAGAAAUGUGUUGGAAUAAUUUUAAAAAUGAGUUAUACCAUUUUAUGAUUAAUCACGCGCGGGGUUAUUUUAUUAUUUUAUAUUUUUGUUUUUAUUAUAUAUAUUUUAUCGGUAAGGAUGGAAAAGGAAGUGAAGUUUUUAAGUUUGAAAUAAGAAAUUUAUUGUUUCAGAGAUAAGAAUUUUUUAAGAGCAUGACUGAUAAAUCAGGGCAAAGUUAUCGGAGAACAAGACAAAGACGCAUUGGUUUGAGGUGUGUAUGUGAGAAUAUACGGUGUCAGACGAAUUCCGGUGGAUCGAUGAGGAAUUCAUUGAUAAUGGGACUGUGAAAGACACGAAAGAAAGGCUGUCGGAUUUUUCCUAUCGUGGGGACAAAUUGGCUAAAUCUGAGGAAAAAACGAUUUGAAUUGUGUGAAAGAUACGAGCGAAACCACGACUAGUGCCGUCUACGUCUGACGAUUCUUUCGUUCUCGUUUUGGAUUUUUUGGAGGUUACUUUUUUCAGCCCCGUCUCUUGUCUACUAGUGAGAACGUGAGUUCAGAGAUUCAAGAGUUGGAUGAAUAAAAUCCGGGAGAAUGAACUGCAUGAACCGACGUCAAGGCUGAGAACAAUCGAGACUAACGAACUCGUUGUACGUUCUCGUGAUCGUCGUAGUCGUCACAGACUCACUCGUAGCCUACUCAUAGAUCCUUCCAACGCUAUACAACUCUCGUUUUACCGUGCCAUAGCGUUAAUUUUGUUCUCAUGCACAUUGUGAGUGAGCACAAGGGCUCGGGAACUAUAACAGGCGCUAUGAUGAGUGUAUGAAUGCAGAUUUACAGUCAUAGAGACUGAUGGUGUCAUACUCUCUGCUAUUCAAUUGCUACCAGACUCAUUUCCUUUUUUUGUAUUUAUAUCAUUACCCGAAUUCUCUUGUAUCCAAUCAAAUAAUUAUUUAUUCAUUUAAAAUGGAACAAUCUUCUGCGUAAUUUGCUUUUUAAGUUUAAAGUGACUACAGUUUUGAUCUUUUCAA
This is a messenger RNA of Cotesia glomerata, 3945 nucleotides long. RefSeq lists its product as uncharacterized. The record is from RefSeq and is a predicted model, not a curated record. The transcript is spliced from 8 exons. Bases 766 to 2757 code for a protein of 663 amino acids. NCBI's taxonomy places the organism in Eukaryota, Metazoa, Arthropoda, Insecta, Hymenoptera, Braconidae.